Molecule: messenger RNA, 1351 nt
Organism: Schizosaccharomyces cryophilus OY26
Lineage: Eukaryota; Fungi; Ascomycota; Schizosaccharomycetes; Schizosaccharomycetales; Schizosaccharomycetaceae
Product: dehydrogenase
Exons: 1
Coding region: 198-1244 (348 amino acids)
Molecular function (GO): oxidoreductase activity, acting on NAD(P)H
Source: RefSeq, a predicted model, not a curated record
CUUAUCUAUCCUCUCCUCCACACUUACCUUCCUAAAACGCACAUAUCUAUGGACUAAAAACCAGCUGCCAAAUAUUUCGCUUACGUAUCAUCAAUUAAAAGUACUUUAAGAUUAAUCUUUUCUGCUUUCAAGUAUAGGCCACUGUUUUUGGAUUACGAUUGAGAUUGAACUUCUUUUAACGAAAUCUGGAAGGCAGUAUGAAAGCAGUAGUUGCGAACGGACAACGUGAGAUAGAAUUUGUAACAAACGCAGAAAAACCGGUUCCGAACAAGGGACAGAUCUUAGGACAUGUUUUACAAGUUGGCUUGAAUCCGAUUGACUGGAAAAUCGCAUACAAUGUUCCAAUUCCGAAGGGUACGAUUGGCGGAACAGACUUUGUGGCCAUCGUUGAAGAAGUCGGGGAAGGAGUGGACGCAUCCAAGUACAUAGGAGCUAGAGUUUCAGGUUGGGUCCCUGGAUUUCUCUCGAUUUCGGGCUCUGCUUGGGCUGAAUACGUUUGUACGGAUGCAAGACUUGUAUUCUUUGUUCCGGACAGCAUCGUGUCUUCAAAAGCUUGCGCAGUUCCCGUAGCUCUUACUACAGCUUCACAAGGAAUCCACCAGCGCAUUGGAUUACCAAUGCCUAAUCCCGAUGGUUCUGUUAAUCCGAUACGUAGGAAAUGGUUUUUGGUUUGGGGAGGCGCUUCGUCAGUCGGUCAAUACGCCAUCCAAUUUGCAAAACUGGGCGGUUGUAACGUAGUCGCAACUUGCUCUCCUAAUAAUUUUGAACAGAUAAAGAAACUCGGUGCAUCUUUCGUUUUUGAUUACCAUGAUAGUCACGUUGUUGAAAAAAUCAAGCAAGCUACAAAUGAUUCGGUCUUUUUUGGCUAUGAUGCCAUCAGUCUUCCACAUACUAUUACGAAAUCUAUCAUGGCGUUCAGCUCAGAAGCAAAAGCUGCUAAAUUAGUCACUGUGUUAGGGCCUCCGGAGAACCCUCGUGCAGAAGCAGUCGACACGAUAACUGUUUUUAGUUUUACUGCGUUCAAUGAGGAGUUUGAAUUUUUUGGUGAGAAAAUGGUAGGUAACGAUGAGGAUUAUGAACACACCGCAAAGCUUUUCGAGUUGGUGUCUACACUAUUAGAAAAAGGCAUCAUAGUUCCCAAUGCUACUAGGGAGUUUCAUGGUGGUUUGGAGGUGAUUCCUGAUGCUUUAAGAGAGUUUGCAUCUGGGAACCACAGUGCUGUAAAGUUUGUCAUUAAUGUUUAAAGUAAAUGAUAAUUUUUUGAUUUUGUUAUUCUUUAUUUCAUUUUUAGGAAAAGUUUCUAUCGAAUCAACUUUUGUUUAAAUAAAUGAAAUAUUCACUCUUUUUUUUU